Molecule: messenger RNA, 684 nt
Organism: Aspergillus wentii DTO 134E9
Lineage: Eukaryota; Fungi; Ascomycota; Eurotiomycetes; Eurotiales; Aspergillaceae
Product: pectate lyase
Exons: 4
Coding region: 1-684 (227 amino acids)
Biological process (GO): pectin catabolic process
Cellular component (GO): extracellular region
Molecular function (GO): pectate lyase activity
Source: RefSeq, a predicted model, not a curated record
AUGUACCAAAAAAGCCUUAUCCUCUCUCUCCUCGCCUCCACCGCGAUGGGAUAUACCUUCCCCCUCCCCUCCUCCAAGGGCAGCACCACCUUCGACGAGCCGUACGAAGUAGCCGAAGGCGAAACCUACGACGGCGGAAUGAAGACCUUUGGCCGGGGCGUGGAAUGUACCGGCCAAAACGAGGGCGGGGAAAGUGACGCCGUCUUCAUCGUCAAGGAAGGAGGAACGCUGAAGAAUGCCAUCAUCGGGUCUGACCAGAUCGAGGGCGUGCAUUGUCAGGGCUCUUGUACGAUUGAGAAUGUCUGGUGGGAGGCUGUUUGUGAGGAUGCUCUCUCCCUCAAAAAGGGAAGUGGUACGUAUAACAUCGUCGGUGGUGGUGCUCAAGGUGCAGAUGACAAGGUCAUUCAGCACAACACCGGUGGAACUGUCAACAUCCAGGACUUUACCGUCUAUGACUUUGGAAAGCUCUAUCGCUCCUGUGGAAACUGCGAUGAAAUGUACGAACGGACUGUGACACUUUCUGGAGUCACGGCUGUCCAGGGCAAGUCUUUGGACACCUGCGCUACCGAUGUCAAGGAUAUCUGUGUCGAGUAUGAAGGCAACGAGACUGGCGAGGAGCCAAGUGAGAUUGGAUCUGGCCCGAGUGAUGCUUGCAAAUACACCGAGCCCCUGUCCGAGUGCUGA